CCACCCCACCCCACCUCAGCACUUACGCACAUGGCUGAAUAAAAUAUCUGAAAUUCAGUUCACCAACCCACAGUCACUCUCGCAUAACACUUGCAAAUUUAGUUUCCACAAUUCUGCCAAACGAUCGUAUUCGUAAUCAAACGUAGAAAGUGCCGAUCCGGAUAUUUUUGCAAGUGUUUUCGUUGUAGCUGCUGUGAAUUGAGAGAAUGGCAGCAUCUGCUGAAUGGCACUGUGAGAAAAGACCGUUUAAUAAGAAUGAGUCUUUUACAAGAGACAAUGAGAAUGUGCCUGAAACUGGCUGCCUUUCUAUAGUUGUUCUCGGUGCUUCAGGCGAUCUUGCUAAGAAAAAGACAUUUCCCGCGCUUUAUAACCUUUUAUCGACAGAUAUUCAGGGAUUUUUGCAACUGAACGACGUUCACAUUUUUGGCUAUUCGAGAACCAAGCUUUCUGACGAUGAAUUGAGAGAUCGGAUUCGAGGAUAUCUGCCCCAGGCAAAAGAAGUCAAAGACGAUGUCUCGAACUUUCUGCAAUUGAUUAAAUACGUGAGUGGCUCUUAUGAUGCUCGAGAAGGCUUUCAAGAAUUAGACAAGGCGAUAUCCGAGCAUGAACUAUCGAAGAACAGUACAGAAGGAUCGUCCCGGAGACUUUUCUACCUUGCACUUCCUCCUUCGGUAUAUCCACAAGUCUGCAAAAUGAUCAAGAGUCAUUGCAUGAAUAGAUCUGACCUUGGUGGAUGGACUCGUAUUGUUGUUGAGAAGCCAUUUGGUAAGGAUUUGGCUUCAGCUGAAGAACUGAGCUCACAGAUAGGAGAAUUAUUUGAUGAGCCACAGAUUUAUCGUAUCGAUCAUUAUCUUGGAAAGGAAUUGGUGCAGAACUUGUUGGUACUUCGUUUUGCCAAUCGCUUCUUUCUACCUCUUUGGAAUCGCGAUAACAUUGCUAAUAUACAGAUUGUGUUUAGGGAAGAUUUUGGGACUGAAGGACGAGGUGGAUAUUUUGACCAAUAUGGGAUUAUCCGUGAUAUCAUCCAAAAUCAUCUACUCCAGGUUCUUUGCCUCGUCGCCAUGGAGAAGCCUGUUUCGAUGAAGCCUGAGCAUGUUCGAGAUGAGAAAGUGAAGGUUCUUCAGUCCGUUGUUCCUAUAAAGGACGAAGAGGUGGUGCUUGGACAAUAUCAAGGCUAUAAGGAUGAUCCGACAGUUCCAGACAACUCAAACACUCCUACUUUUGCCACAGUAAUUCUACGUAUACACAAUGAAAGAUGGGAAGGUGUGCCCUUUAUACUCAAGGCUGGAAAAGCUUUAAAUUCAAGAAAAGCAGAAAUACGGGUUCAGUUCAAGGAUGUUCCUGGCGAUAUAUUUAAAUGUCAAAAGCAAGGAAGAAACGAGUUUGUGAUUCGUCUGCAACCUUCUGAAGCCAUAUACAUGAAGCUAACAGUCAAACAACCUGGUUUGGAAAUGUCAACUGUACAGAGUGAGCUGGACUUAUCAUACAGGCAACGCUACCAAGGAGUUGUCAUUCCCGAGGCUUAUGAACGACUAAUUCUCGACACAAUUAAAGGUGAUCAACAACAUUUCGUCCGCAGAGAUGAGUUGAAGGCUGCUUGGGAGAUAUUUACUCCGCUUCUGCACAGUAUAGACAAGGGAGAAUUUAAGUCGCUACCGUACAAACCUGGAAGCAGAGGCCCCGCACAAGCGGAUCAACUGUUGGAACGAGCUGGUUAUGUCCAAACACAUGGAUACAUAUGGAUCCCCCCUACAUUGUAAAACGAAUCAUCUGUUAAAUGACGAUUAUGCCCUUUGCUUUCUAGAUGCUUUUGUUGUGUUGUUAAGAUUCUAGCUUUCGUGUUAUGGCGGCUAAAACGGUUGGAUUUGAGUGGGCUGAGUCGAGAAAUAUGUUGUGCGCAGGCUUAUAUAAUAUGUAAUAAAUGCUUGUUUGGUUUUUUGCGAAAGCUAACUGAAAGAUUGAUGCAUGAGAGUUUCUUUACAUUUCGAAAUAAGUAAUUUUUUUGU
Molecule: messenger RNA, 2006 nt
Organism: Erythranthe guttata (spotted monkey flower)
Lineage: Eukaryota; Viridiplantae; Streptophyta; Magnoliopsida; Lamiales; Phrymaceae
Source: RefSeq, a predicted model, not a curated record